AUGGAUCAAGUUCUCUCUUCAUCCCAAAGUUUUGUCCGAGCUCUCAAAGCCAGCUCAGAUCCACCUAAUACCGGGGGUCCUUCAAAAAUUGAAAUUGCCCGAGCAGCAUGGGACCUGCAAUCUUUUCACGCGCCUAGGAAAGCUGAAGUCAUUGUUGAUCUUAUCCUCAACCGUUUCGUGAAGAGCCCUGAAUUUCAGUCAGUCACGGAUCUAGCGAGCUGGCAACUUCUUUUAGACGUCAUAACACCUUCCCGUUCAACAAAAACCCAUUCGUGGUUGGCGCCGCUGGUUUCUCGUGUACCAUUUACUCGGGUCGUUAUCCAAUUCUUUGAAUCAGUCAAAAAUGCUACUUUCAGUGAUAAAUGUCGGGAUACGCGUAUCGCUCACGAUUGCAUCACGAUUUUGUGGCCAUAUUGCAUCUCCAAAGCCAAUAUUGACUUGUUGCUGGAAUGUUUUGGGGCCUGUUUGCGUUUGUGCGCGAAGCGUCAACCAUUGGACGAGUAUGUUGGUUAUCUCGUCAAGAUUGUCGCGGGCUCUUUCCAUCGGUACUUGUCUACUUCAACAGUGAAGAAAAAGAUGUUUUCAUCAUUCAUCCAACUCCAUAUAAAAGACUGGCUAUCGAGUCUGGAUAACCUUUCAUCGUCUCCAAACCAUUCAACCCUCUUUGAAUGUCUUUACACCUCUGGUAUUGAUUGUUUGUUCAACCUCGAUGUCCUGCGAGAUAAUAAAACCGAGGACAUGUUAUUCACUGCUUUCCAUGACAUCGUCCCGGAAAUAAUCAUGCCCAGUCUACCCAGAAUCUUCUCGUCUUACAUCCAAGCUCUGAGAAGAAAUCGCAAUGCUAUUUUCGGGCAGGGGUCAAGCCAAAAAGUUGAUGGUUUGGUAGAAUUUCGUGAAACUGGUUUGCACUUCUUCAUCUUAUCCCAGCAAAUCUUCAACAAAGCAACGGACAAGGACCAGAGUUGGACGGCCAAGACCCUUCUUUUGGAUGUGAUAAAUCAAGAGAUGCUAUUUACCGGACGGCAUCUCGAUACGGAAAAGCUCUUUCAUGGCAUGGUCAACUCAAUUUUCGUGGAGUUGGCAGCGGACAGCCAAGAUUCAAUUGAGCCGGUGGUACGUUGCUUGACCUCAUUAACCCGAAUUGAUUACCGGUUGGUUGAGAGCGUACUCCCCGACAUUCUCUCCCAACUUCUGAUGGUUCCAGGUACUGUUGAGCCCGCUUUGGAGUUGCUGGAUAUCAUUCUACAAUAUCACGUCAAAACACGCAGUGUUCCCCUUUAUAUCGAUGCCUUGAUGACUGUCAGUUUCCGAGAAACUGUAUGCGGUCAUGAUUGCCAAAAGGUCUAUGAACGAAUAUGCCACAGCGCUGGUCUCCAUCCAAGCCAUUUGGAUCGUCUGGGAAAAUGCGUCUACGAAUUCUUGCCCUUGAAUCAAACAAUUGCUGCUGCACGCAACGUAAUCAAGCGUAUGGAAACCCUCUGGGAAGAGUAUCAUUCUUGGUCGCGAUCUCUGGACGAGGACAACCCUCGUAAAAGGAGAAAGGUCGACAGCGGUGGCAGUGUGAAUGGCGUGGCAAAUGGAAUAACUCUCAGGUUCUCGACUGCUGCUACCUUUGCUUCUGUGGUGCUUCCUUCAUUUUCGGCCGAUUCGGUCCCCAAAGAAUCUCAACAGGAGCUAGAAACACUGCUGAAUGAUUUUUCUUCUAAAGUGGUUUUGCAUUCGUUAUCUAAAUUGUUCAAAGGCAUGAGUAAGAAGGCUGAGAAGUCUCUUUGGAGUGACGAGGUCAUUAUUUCGGCUGACCUCCGCCUUCGAUACGCUCUUGACCUUCAACGUUCGCCCACCAUCUCAGUCGAUGCUAAAUGCUCUUCGAAAUUGACUCAACGGAUGUUGGAGAGUAUCGAUGUCAUUUCGCUGCCUGAGUUGCGGGUCGAACUUUUUCGCACCUUUUUCAUAAGCACGUCUACCGGUCAACAACUGGUUACAUUGGAUACGUUGUUGAGGAUAUUAGAGACUAUUAAACCUCCGGCGUUUAAUAUCCUUCACAUGGUGAUCCAAAGAUGGCUUCCGCUCAUCGACUUACAAGCGUCGGCAGCACAGCUGGAACGUUUUGUUCACAUCCUUGUAUCUCAAGAGACUUGUAGUAGAGAAGGUUAUACAGGACUUCUACUGGAUCAAGCAUUAUCUUCUGCUGAGUUUUGGGAGUUAUCCAAUAUCCGGAGUGUGCUUCUUACCUUCAUUGACAAAUCUAUCUCCGAAAUAUCCAAUUGGGCGACUGCUACUCUUCAACAACAGCAACUUGUGUGCUCAGUCUUCAACAUAUUAAUGUCCGUUCCAACUGAAUAUUUGCCUCGAACACUGAGGCUUUCCUUGGUGAAGCGAACGGUCUUGAUUGAACAAACAAUGGAUUCUAUAAGCAAUGCUCAUCUUUUGCACACCUUGAGAGUCUGUGUUUCUCGUAUCAUAUCAUCUACCGACCUCUCCGACAACCUGAUGGGUGGCCUUGCUGCAUACCUACAGCAUCUACACACUGACGAGGCUUCUGGUCAAGAAACAACGGAGUUGGUUAGACUCCUGUUGAAAAACCUGCUUAAAAAUAACAACUCUGAUGAGAUUGGACAAUUAAUCCAGUAUUAUUCAGAUGGCCUUCAGCAAAGUUCCUUCUCGUGGAUGAAUCCUUGGGCUCGAACAUUCAAUAUUCUCGUCGAAUUGUUACUCAAGGAGCACCCAAUGAAAAGUUUUUCGAUCAUGGCGCAGGAUACCUUCAAGGGAUUCUACAAGACUCUACAUACAUGUCUAUUUUCAACUUUGGUGGAAUUGUCAAAGACUCCAAGCGCGCCGAAGGUUACACAGUCUAGGGGCCUAUUGCAAUGUUGGCAGCAGACUUGCCGCUUAUUCCCCAAAGACGUCCCAGUCCUCGAUGACCAGACAGUGCGAAUGUUUACAUUUGCCACGACGCCUGAGGAUGAAGAAACCAGAUUUGUUGUAUUCGGAGUGCUAUUGGAGGAAUUCAAUUUCUGUGCAGCAAGUGGUCGACUGCAGCGAUUCGAGACUGUAAUUGCUGCCUACGUCUUACUAACCAAUGGCAAGUACAUCGUUAGUCAAGGCGUUGACAGUUUCAUGUCCGCACUAUGUCCCACUCUUUCUCCGGAGAUAUUUGAACAUGGAUUGAAAUUUAUCGUGACUUCGCUGGAACAUGCAAAUGCGGACGAAUGCAGUGCUCUCGUAAAUCUUCUAUCGAUUCUUCUCCAAGAUUCCCCUCGAAACACGUUUCACAUUGUGCAGCACUUCGUGACUCAAAGCAUCAGCAUCUUCAAUGAUCGUGAAGUAUUCACGAAAGUAGUUCACCUGCCUGCGCUACGGCUUUUUUUACAAAGAUGUCGCGACCGGCCUGCAACACUGCGCCAAGUUGAUGUCAGUGGUGUCUGGUUGUUCAUCGCAAAGAUAUGUGCGGGCGCUGAAUCUCAUAACCCGACAACGUCUGUUGAGACUUUCCAUUGUAUCGUCUCUAUCACCACCGCCCUCGUUCGUUUACGUCGAGACUUGGUUCUGUUAACUAUUCCCCACCUAGGAAUAGUGCUACGACGUCUUAUCCAGUCGAUGCAAAGCCCUCGACCUAGUCUGGGACCAAAACAGAGUGCCUUGGUUUCUCGCAGUCUCCCGUUCUGGAUAAAUAUUCGAGAUCCAUUGGGUGUCGAGGAAAGCAACGCCCUCUCUCGUUUGCUUGAAUCUCUGAAUACGAAGAAUGUGGUCAGAAAGCUCACUACGUCAACCACCACUCCAUCAAAAGCGGAGUCUUUGGCCAAACCCUUCUCUAAACAUGCAGCAUAUGUUAUCAAGGCUUAUGUGGAAUCGCUGAACAACCCAUUGUGUGAACUCUCAACGGCGGUUCGAAAAGAGUUACAACCGGGACUGUAUGCCCUGUGCGGGAUGAUGAACGAUUUCAGCCGAGACACUCUGAUGGCCUCUGCUACAGAUGCGGGCGAGAAAGCGAUCGUGAAAGCACUUUGGAGGGAGUAUGAAAAACAACGUUAUGUCGGGAAAGGUUGA
This is a messenger RNA of Lentinula edodes (shiitake mushroom), 4047 nucleotides long. Its product is annotated as Urb2/Npa2 family-domain-containing protein. The record is from RefSeq and is a predicted model, not a curated record. The coding region runs from base 1 to 4047 and encodes 1348 amino acids. NCBI's taxonomy places the organism in Eukaryota, Fungi, Basidiomycota, Agaricomycetes, Agaricales, Omphalotaceae. The transcript is spliced from 14 exons.